UGCAAUUUAAGUAGCAUACAUAGCAAGCAUAAAACGUGUCAUACACUCACACAUAUGAACUUCAUUUAAACUGAUCAAAUCAGCUAAAGUUGAAUGUAUGAUGCAUCGGCCGACAAGUCUUUCGCAUCAAUCCAGUGAUAAUAUGUGGAUAGAAAAGUCUUGUCGACACUAGUAUCUAAUACUGAUAAUCAAAAUAUACGUGGCACAGUGAUUACCGGGGGAUUUAUAAAUGUAUUCUUGUUUCAUAUGAUACAGUGCGAUCAGAUCUUCUACUAGUUUAAACUAUCGGCUGCACGGUUGCUUACUAUUUGAUAUUUAAAAGUACCGAAGAUGACUUCGAGAUAUAGUGGAGUUAAAUUAGGACCACCAAUAGAGGUUUUCGCCCUUCAGAAAGCCUUUCUCGACGAUACGUACGAAAAGAAAGUAAAUUUAUCAAUAGGAGCGUAUCGUACACCGGAGGGAAAGCCCUGGGUGUUACCAGUUGUUAAGAAAGUAGAGAAAUCACUAGCUGCGGACGAAUUACAAAAUCAUGAAUAUCUUCCGGUGUUGGGAUUAGAUGCAUUUAGCCAAGCAGCAACAGCUAUGUUGCUGGGAACAGAUUCUCCUGUUAUUGCACAAGGUCGUGCUAUUGCUAUUCAGACAUUGUCUGGAACUGGAGCACUACGUGUUGCUGCAGAAUUCUUAAGUCGUAUUCUACAUUACGAUACAUUUUAUUAUAGCAGACCCACUUGGGAAAACCAUAAACUUGUGUUCAUUAAUGGUGGAUUUAAAAGAGCUUGUGAAUAUACAUACUGGAAUCCUAUUACCCGUAAUAUCGAUAUAGAAGCAAUGAUGAAAGAUCUUGAUGAUGCUCCAGAAAAUUCUGUAAUUAUACUACAUGCGUGUGCUCAUAAUCCUACUGGAUGUGAUCCAACUCCUGAACAAUGGUCUAGAAUAGCAGAUUUAAUACAGAAGAAGAAACUCUAUCCACUUUUUGAUAGUGCAUACCAGGGUUUUGCUAGUGGUAAUUUAGACAAAGAUGCUUAUGCAGUAAGGAUGUUUGCUGAACGUGGAAUAGAAUUUAUGUGUGCUCAGAGUUUUGCUAAGAAUUUUGGAUUGUACAAUGAAAGAGUUGGAAAUUUAGUGGUUGUUAUAAAUGAUGUGAAAGUAACAGCUCAAGUUAAAUCUCAAUUAACCUUGAUUGUUCGAGGAAUGUAUAGUAAUCCUCCUAAUCAUGGAGCAAGAAUAGUUGCAACAGUGUUGCGAAAUCCUGAUCUCUUUAAAGAAUGGUAUGGUCAUAUUACUACAAUGUCUGGUAGAAUAAAAGAAAUGCGCCAAAGUUUAUACGAAAGACUGGUUCGGUUAGGAACACCUGGUUCUUGGGAACACAUUACAAAUCAAAUAGGAAUGUUUUCUUAUACUGGUCUCACUGAGAGACAAGUGGAACAUCUUGUAAAUCAUUAUCAUAUUUACAUGCUACGAAGUGGUAGAAUUAACAUGUGUGGACUCAAUGAAUUAAACUUGGAUUAUGUCGCAAACGCUAUCUAUGAAACAGUUGUACUAUUUCCACAAAAUGAAAAAAGCUGUACAUGUUAAAAUGGAUUCUUAGAAUCAUACCAUACUAAGUAUAAUUAAUAUUGAAUCUUUAAUGCAGGAAGCAUGAUCGAAAUAUGGCAAUAUUUUAUACAUACUCGAGUUAUGUUAGAACUGUAGAAGUUUCCUACAGAUGUUGUUUUGAUAGAAUCUUAAUAUAAUUUGUUUUGAAUUUUCUUAGAUGCUUGUAGCUAGAUAUUGUUUACGCAAACACUAUAGCUACAAAAUUUAAACAUUAACACGAAUCUUAGAUUUUUCGAAAAAUUAAAACAUUUUGUUACAAAUUGCCUUAUCUACAAAAGUACAAAAUGUGAUAAAGUAUUAUGAAUUGCCAAAUUUUAAUAUAUACGUUAGUAGAAUCGCUUAUUAUUAAAAUUGAUUUGUUUAAAUUUACUAAAUUCAUUUGAUUAAAUGCAAAUUUACAAGUUAUUACUCUUUAUAAACUGUCUCUUAUUCCAUAAUAUUUUUAACAUACACAAUAUGCAACAUACAUUACAUGGAUGUAUACAUUAAUGUAGGUAAAUAUAAUCCUAUGAACAACAUUCUGAAGAACUGAAAGUAAUUGAUUUAUUAUAGGGCACAAGAGAUAAAACUUUAAUUAUUUUAAUAAUAAGCGAUUGAUUUUAAAGAUUUAUCGUUUCCAUGUGAAGGAAUAGAACUUGGAAUUUUGACACUGUUGAGAUUCCAAAACGUUGAGAUUACAAACGAUUGUUGUUGUUAGUUCCUGUUCAAUAUCUUCUUCUAAGUAACACAACAAUUACUCUACUUUCACACAAUGUAGAAGAACAAAAUUAAUUAUUCAACAUUUGAAUGUACUAUACAUAGUUUCAGCAAAGUUAUUUGAAGAUUGAACAUAUAAUUCAACGAAUUAGCAGAGAAAGUUUUGAUUCAAAAGUAGAAACUUUUUUAUAUACCUGCAAAUGUUUUUGAUAUGUUAUAAAAGAAAUUUCAUUCUUUCUUUUUAGAUGCUUCCAGAAAAUAGUUUAUACGUUGGUUAGAUGAAAAAAAUACAAAAUCUUCUAUCCGAAUUAAUAGUGAAUGAGUGAUAUAUGAAAAUAAUGUUCUAUAUAAUCUUCCACAUAGUGCAUAGGAAAAGUACAAUCAAUUUCUUUUCUAUUUUCCAGAGUUUCAGUUUAUGUAUUCAUAUAUUAUAUAAUACUAAUACUUUAAAUCUUUAUACAUAACACAAAAGAGAAACUAUAUACAUUUAUAACAUUUACAGAGUAUCUAUAUACAUACAUACAUACAAACAUAUAUAGAUAUAUAUUUUUAGUAAAAUUGUUGUGACAUGUAAGUUUAGAACAUUACUCGUUCAAAAAUCUGGACCAAAUUCACAACCUUGAAGUGUUUAUAAAAAUUACUGAUGGAUGAAACUGUAAACGAUCUUGUACAUACUGCCAAAGUUGAUAAUUUGAAUAUGCAGUGACAAGAAUUACUUUUCUAUGUAUUUAUAUGAAACAAAUGUGGUGCAGAAUGCUAUUUAUAUUUUAUAAACUAAUGUAUACUUUUGUAAAGAGAAUCAAGUAACCAAAAGGAUAUUACUGUAGUUGUAACAUGCAUUUACAAAACUUUUAAGUAUUGCAAUAGAACAUUAAACGCAUAACCAUGUAAUAACACGUUUAGAUGAAUGUUAUAGUGAAUACUUUAACAGGGGAUGUUGAAAAAUAGUGUUGUAUACAAAUAUAUUUGUUAGAAUAUGCAACAUAAUUGUUAUAUAUGUUUAUUUACAUAUCUCUAACAUGUGUACACAUGAAAUGGUAGUCAAUGAAUUACUAAU
Messenger RNA from Nomia melanderi (Alkali bee), 3349 nucleotides. RefSeq names its product Glutamate oxaloacetate transaminase 1 (gene Got1). The record is from RefSeq and is a predicted model, not a curated record. Gene Ontology annotation, biological process: L-aspartate biosynthetic process. NCBI's taxonomy places the organism in Eukaryota, Metazoa, Arthropoda, Insecta, Hymenoptera, Halictidae. Gene Ontology annotation, molecular function: pyridoxal phosphate binding; L-aspartate:2-oxoglutarate transaminase activity. Gene Ontology annotation, cellular component: cytosol.